Prorocentrum cordatum is the source of this 309-nucleotide messenger RNA. Lineage: Eukaryota; Dinophyceae; Prorocentrales; Prorocentraceae. The record is from the annotation of a GenBank genome assembly.
GACCUGAACGACCGGCACGAGCUGUCCGCGGCGCGGGACGAGAGGGUGUGCGGCCACGUGGAGGACGACGGGACGUGGCUGCGGGUCCACAGAGCCGGCAAGGUGCUUUUCCUGCCGAUCAGCCUGGGGGGCACCAGCGUGCUGGUGCCGGCUGUCGUCGACGAGCGUGACGGCGUCUCCAAGAAGUCGCCCCAGGCGCCGCACCAGCAGGAUCACGACGCCGCGCCGCCCUCGUCGCCCGGGAGCUUCGUGGGGUGCAACUGGUGCAACCGCCUGGCGGGGGUGGGGGUGGUUAGGGAGAAGGACUGA